AUGUCGGCCGAGGAAGAGGCCACCACAGCAACAGCGAUGGCAGCGGCAGAUUCUGCUGCGGCCACAGGCGCGGAUGACACCGACUACCGCGACACGGUGGGAGCCGGCACCAACGCUGAUGCAGACGGUGAUGUGGAUACGCACGCCGCGGGCGCGGCAGCGCCGGACGUCGCUGCUGCCGAUGAGCCGAUUCAACCUCCGUCUGACUUGCAUGCAGAGCAGGCGGCGGCGCCCGUCGUGCAGACGGUGGAGGCCACCGGUGCGGGCAAGGGCGACGAGCCUGAGGCACCUGCCCUGAGCGGCGAGUGCGAAGCGAUUCCUCCACUGGCCGGCAACGGCGAGACACUCUUAACAAAGGACGAGGCGCGACAUCUCACCUCCGAGCCCGUCGAAUAUGUGGGGAACCAAACGGUGCGGAUGAGGUGCCCCCAGCAGAGGAUCGCGAUGGCCUCCGGGGCCCAGGUCGACAUCGACGGCACGAAGUUGACCAUAUCUUCGGGGGACGAGUCGAAGGGGCGCCUGGCCGCCAAGUAUCUGCGGCUUGUGCGGUCUGCGAGCAGGGAAUGGGUCAAGCUGGACGUGGCGGCCUGCGACGACGGGGACCUCACCGUCUUCGAACUGCCCGAGCGGCUGCAGGCCGCCGUGCUCGGCAGGCAGUGGAGCGUCCUCAGGAACGUCGAGGCGCACGUCGAGGGCACGAUGCUCUUCGCCGUCGACGAGGGCAGGGGUGAGCAGGCUCGGGAGGGCUCCGCGGCACAGCCGGCGCCGCCGUGGCUGGUCGUCGGCAGGAGGGUAGAGGCCAGGAGGCGCGUCGGCGACAUCCGCAGCACACCCGCAUGGGACGUGGGCACGGUGGCGGAGGUCAUGCGCUCGCGCCUCGCAAGGGUGCAGUUCGAGAGCCAAGGGACCUACACCCUCGACUUCGACGCGCUCCGCCCGCGGUACGAGGUCGGCGAGGCCGUCGACGUCCUCGCCGAGGGCGAGUGGAGGCCCGGCAAGGUCAAGGCCCCUCCGAUCGACGGCGCGGUGCUUGUGCUUCUGGAGGGGGAGGGGGAGGAGGAGAACGCCGAGGUGCAGGUCGAGCUGGGCAACCUGCGACUGCACGCGGAGCCCGAGGAAGAAGCGCAGCACGAUGCGGUCCCCGAAGCCCCCGUGGAGCCAUCUUUGAAGGUGGCGAUCUUCGGAUCGGUGCGGCAGCGGUGCGCAGCGCAGCUCAGGCUCAUGCAGGAGGUGGACAAGCGCGAGGCGGGCUUCUUCGAGGGCAAGAUGCCCGGAGACUGGGGCAACUCGGGGGACUGGGCUGUGGACGUCGUGGAGAUCGAGAAGGAGCUCCUCGUCAACUGCACCGGGAAGUCGGGCCGCGGGCGGACCCGGAGCGCCUGCCGCGCCACCUCGUGCAUCAUCGAGUACCUGGGCACGACCGCCUACGUGGCCGGCCCUGCGGCGGCCCGGGGCUUCGCGGUGGCGCUGCUGGAGGCGAUGCGCCGCUCGGACAAGUGGCCGAGCUGCACGGAGCACCUGCCACCCGGCGUGCGGGCGCACAUGGGCAGCGUGUCGGUCCCUUUCGCCCUCGUCUCGCGCGACGGCGGCAGGCGAUGGCGGGUCCGCGUCGAGGACCAGGAGGGCGUCAUGAUCUGCUUUGCCCCGCAGGCGGCGGAGGGAGGGGUGGAGCCCAAGGUCGCCGAGGGGGAGUGCAGGGCAGGGGCCGAGGAUGGCGAGGCGGGGGCCGAGGUCGCUGCAGGGGGCGAGGAGCAGAAGGAGGCGGAGGCCGAUGCCGCGGCGAGAGAAGACGGGAAGGAGGAGCGCGAGGCCGAGGAAGGCGGCGCCGAGGCCGAGGUCACCGAAGAGGAGAAGGGCACGGAGCACGAGGCCGACGGCAAGGCUGAGGACAAGAAGGAGGGGCCAGCGGAGGCGGAGGAGGAGGAGGGAGGGGCAGACGCCGAGGCCGCCGCGGCGCAGGACGAGGCGGGCGCGGGGUACGAGGCCGCCGCAGAGCUCGAGAUGCUGGAGGUGUACGUCUUCGGCCUCGACGAGCGCGCACGGAGGCGUGCGGAGCUGCGGGUGCUGGCCGCCGCGGCGCAGGAGGCGCCAGGCCACUACUCGCCCACGCGCCUGGCGAGCACCCUGUCCGACGCAGGCAUGGGCGUGCAGAGGCUGAGCGACGACGCGUGCGGCGACGCCUUGGCCAUGGACGUGAUCCAGCUGAGCGAGAGCGAGAUCCUCAGCAUAACGCCCGCCCGGGUUCGUGCAGUCCAGGCGGCCGCUGGCUGCGGCAUCGAGCUCCUCGGCAGCGCCCUGGUUGUCGCAGGCUACGGCGCCGAGCGCGCGCUCGGGCGCGAGUACCUCCAGAUGCUCGGCGCGUGUGCCGCGGACGACGCCGGCCAGGGCUGCGCGGCGGGCCGGCGCGUGAGGGCCACAGCCAGCUCGCUGGAGGGCCGCACGGACGUCAGCACCUUGAGGCUGGAGGCGGGCGAGGAGCAGCUCCUGGACGAGGCGGCCCUCCUCUCCGCCGAGGAGAGCACCGGCUGCCUCCUGCUGCUCCGGCGGCCACCGGCGGCGGAGGCCCUGGCCGCCGGUGCGCGGGUGCAGGUGGUCCAGGGCGAGCUCUCCUUCCGCGGCAGCAUCGAGGAGGCGCAGUGCGCCGACGGCUCGCUCACGAUCACGGUCCGCAUCGGCGAGGACGGCGGGGCGCCCCACGGCAGCAGCCCCGCCGCCGCGCCGGAGCUGCUGGCCUUCGGCCGCGACGGAGGGCCCGCCGGACGCUCGGAGGCGCUGCGGAGGGUCAGAAGGCACUUGGCCAGCCCGCGGGCUCAGGAGCAGGGGGCGGCUCGGGAAGACGGGGCGUCUUGGGAGGGCCAGGGCGGCGGGAGGCGGGAGGCGGCGGACGCGGGCGGCCCGAGGCGGGGCGCCGCGGGGCUCUGGGACCAGUGGGCUCCCCGCGGGGGCGGCGAGGACGGGUGGGGCCUGGACAGGCGGUCGUCGGGCAGAGGAGGCGGCUGGGACGACAAGGCCCCCCCGAAGAGCGGUAAGCGCGAGCGGGGUCCCGACCCCGAGUCUGCAGACAGGAGGCGGUCGUCGGCCGAAGAGGGCGGACGCUGGGAGAAGUGGGCCCCGAGCCAGAGCGACGGCAAAGGGUGGAGCCGGGACCCAGAGCCUGCUGAGAAGUGGUCAUCGGCUGGAGGGGCCAGCAGUUGGGACAAGCGGACCCCGGCGAAGAGCAGUUGGGACAAGCAGAGCCCAGACCCAGACUAUGCAGCCAGGCCCUCCUCGGCUGAAGAGGCUCGUCCCUGGGGCAAGUGGUCCGACGGCGGUGGCGGUGGCGACGGUGCCAGGACCACGCACGACAGGAGCAGCGGCUGGGACAAGUGGUCCGGCGGAGGCAGUGGUGGCGGUGGUGCCAGCAGCCAGGACGACCGGAGCAGCGGCCGAGAAAAGUGGUCUGGCGGCGGUGGCGGUUGCAGUGGCGCCAGCGGCCGGGUCGACUGGCACGGCGACCGGGGCCAGCGGUCCAGCGGCAGCGGUGGCGGGGUAGCUGACACCCACGAGAAGUGGAACGGCGACCAGGACAAGAGGUCCAGCGGCGGCGGUGGUGGGGGGGCUGACACCCACGAGAAGUGGAGUGGCGGCGACAGGGACAAGUGGUCUGGCAGCAGCGGUGGCGAUGGCAUUGUUAAUGGGACCGAAGACACCUGGAGCGGCGGCCAGGACAAGUGGUCUGGGGGCAGUGGUGGGGGUAGCGAGGGCAACCGUGACAAGCGGAGCAGCGACCAGGACAAAUGGUCUAGCGGCGACGGCCGUGGUGGCAUCGGGGCUAGCACCCGGGACGAUUGGACCAGUGGCCGGGACAAGUGGCCUGGCGGUGGUCAAGGAGGUGGUGCCGGCACUCAGGACGAAUGGAACGGCGACAAGGACAAGUGGUCCAGCGGCGGUGGCGGUGGCAACCGUUCGAGCGCGAAGGACGAUUGGAAUGACAGCCGGGACAGGCGGUUUGGCGGCGGCCGUGACACAGGUGGUGCAGGUGGGAACGGUGGCAGCCGGGGCGACGGGAAUCAUCGGGGUGCUGCCAGCGGGGACGCCUCGUGGGACAGCUGGAAGGCUUCGCGGAGCUGGCGCCCCGCGCAGAUGCCAGGCUCGCCAGAGUAG
This is a messenger RNA of Prorocentrum cordatum, 4143 nucleotides long. The record is from the annotation of a GenBank genome assembly. Lineage: Eukaryota; Dinophyceae; Prorocentrales; Prorocentraceae.